GAAAGAAAAAAAAAGGCCUGCUCGCAUCGACUCCAUCAACUCCACCUUCACCUACUCGCCGUUCAUUCGAUCUGUAUUCCCCGCCGAGUACUGGAGGCACAGAAGAAAAACCGGGCCCCCGGGAAGGACACGUUACUAUCAACAGGCGCUCUAUAAUCACCUUUUUCGUUUCCGGCCGGCCGUAUAGCAGCUUGCUUGUUUUACUUGCUUCCAUCAACACACACAUUAAUACCUUAAGCUUCUUGCGAUUGCCGUAAUGGCACACACCUACAAUGUGGAGACGGGGGCGUGGGUCCAGGACCCGACGGACGGAUGGGUUUCAUCCAAAGUCCUCUCCAAGAGCGUCGACGGGGAUAAGGCGACUUUGGUGUUCGAGAUCACCUCCGGUUCGAGGACAGGCGAGAAAUUAGAGAAGUCCACAACGUUGGCCGUGCUGGAAGGCAAUGCCGAGGAUAAGAAUCUGCCACCGUUGAUGAAUCCACCUGUGCUCGAGGCUUCGGACGAUUUGACAAGUUUAUCCCACUUGAACGAACCUGCCGUGCUUCAAGCUAUCAAACUUCGAUAUGCCAAACGCGAAAUCUACACGUACUCUGGUAUCGUCCUCAUUGCGACCAAUCCCUUCGAUCGCAUGGACUUCCUCUACGACCCGGGUCUUGUCCAGGCCUAUGCCGGCAAGCGGAAGGAGGACCAAGAUCCCCAUCUGUUCGCCAUCGCAGACACCGCCUACCAGGCGAUGGUGCGUGACCAGAAGAACCAGACCAUCGUCGUGUCUGGAGAGUCCGGAGCCGGAAAGACCGUUAGUGCCAAGUACAUCAUGAGGUACUUCGCUACGGUGGAGGAUCCGAGCCGGCCUGGCAGGCGACGGAAGGGUGGCCAGGGCGCCGCCAUGAGCAAGACGGAAGAGCAGAUUCUGGCGACCAAUCCCAUCAUGGAAGCUUUUGGUAACGCAAAGACCACCCGUAAUGACAACUCCUCGCGGUUCGGAAAGUACAUAGAGAUCAUGUUCGACAAGGAGAUCGACAUCAUCGGAGCCAAGAUCAGAACCUACCUGCUCGAGCGUGCCCGAUUGGUGUUCCAGCCUGCGACGGAGCGCAACUAUCAUAUCUUCUAUCAAUUGAUCGCCGGAGCCACAGAUGAGGAGAGGACCCAGCUUGGGUUGCGUCCUGUGGCUGAGUUCAACUUUACCAACCAGGGCGGAGAUCCCCAUGUCCCCAACAUGGACGAUGCGGCCGAGUUCAAGCUCACCAGAGACUCGCUGCAGACUAUCGGUGUCACGAUGAAGACCCAGGCGCUCAUCUGGAAGGUCCUGGCUGCGCUUUUGCACCUUGGAAACUGCGAGAUUGGUGCCGUCCGUAACGGGUCCGUCCUCGGCUCCGACGAGCCUAACCUUGUCCGUGCCGCCGAGCUUUUGGGAGUCCAGGCGGAUGAGUUUGCGAAGUGGACAACCAAGAAGCAACUUGUCAUGCGUAACGAGAAGACGGUCACCCCGCUUUCCCAGAAGCAGGCCAUCGUUGUGCGUGACUCGAUCGCCAAGUUCAUUUACUCGUCGCUGUUUGACUGGCUCGUCGAGAUCAUCAACGACAGCUUGGCUACCGAAGAGGUCCGGUUAAACGUUCAGUCUUUUAUUGGUGUUUUGGAUAUCUACGGUUUCGAGCAUUUCAAGCGCAAUUCGUUCGAGCAAUUCUGUAUCAACUAUGCCAACGAGAAGCUGCAACAGGAGUUCAACCAGCACGUUUUCAAGUUGGAGCAGGAGGAGUAUGCGCGCGAGCAGAUUAACUGGCAAUACAUCGAGUUUUCCGAUAAUAGACCGUGUAUCGAUUUGAUCGAGGGAAAGCUUGGUAUCCUGUCUCUGUUGGACGAAGAGUCCAGGCUGCCCGCCGGCUCCGACGACUCCCUGAUCACCAAGCUUCACCAGCACUUCGGCACCAAAGGAAAGGAGUUCCCCUACCAGCAACCGAGGUUCGGAAAGUCGUCGUUCACCGUGUGCCAUUAUGCGGUGGACGUCACGUACGACUCCGAAGGCUUCGUGGAGAAGAACAGGGAUACCGUACCAGAUGAGCACCUGGAGCUGUUGAGGGCUUCGACCAACCCCUUCCUCACCACUGUGCUCCAAGCAUCGGCGUCCCUUCGAGACAAGGAAACUGGUGUGGCAUCAAAGACUGCCGUUCCUCCUCCCGGCCGUAAGCUGGCCCUGCAGUCGAACCGCAAGCCGACGCUGGGAGGUAUCUUCAAGCACUCUUUGAUCGAGCUGAUGAACACCAUCGGAUCCACCAAUGUCCACUACAUCCGUUGUAUCAAGCCCAACGAGGCCAAGGAGGCGUGGAAGUUCGAGGGACCAAUGGUUCUCAGUCAAUUGCAGGCUUGUGGUGUGUUGGAGACGGUCAAGAUCUCUUGCGCUGGAUACCCUACCCGAUGGACCUACGAGGAGUUUGCGAGCCGAUACUACAUGUUGAUUCACUCCGACGAGUUGAAGACCGGAACCAUCAGGGAUGUUGGCCUCAAGAUCCUGAAACGGACUGUGCCUCCGGAGGGUCAUCCCCAGGAGAACCAGAAGGACGGAAAGGACAAGUACCAGUUGGGAAUGUCGAAGAUCUUUUUCCGCGCCGGAAUGUUGGCGGUCUUGGAGAACCUGCGAACUAGCCGGUUGAACGAAUGUGCCAUCUUGAUCCAGAAGAACCUGAAGAAGAAGUUCUACCGCCGCAAGUACCUGGAGGCUCGCGCGGCCAUCCUCAAGUCUCAGGCAUAUGCCCGUGGUUACCUUGCCCGGAGAAGUGCCCAAGAGCUGCGGAUCGUCAAGGCUGCCACGACCAUUCAAAGAGUCUGGCGCGGAUCGAAGCAGCGCGAAUACUACCACACCAUCCGGAACAGCGUCAUUAAGGUGCAGGCUUCGGCAAAGGGAUACCUCUGCCGUAAGAGUAUCACCGAUCGCGUGCUUGGCAAUGCUGCGCGCUACAUUCAGACUGCAUGGAGAUCGAGGCGGUUCCUGCGCGCAUGGCAACAGUACCGGAAACGUGUCGUGUAUUUGCAGAGUAUCUGGCGGGGUAAGAUGGCUCGACGGGAAUACAAGCAGAUCCGUGAAGAGGCCCGUGACCUCAAGCAGAUUUCCUACAAGCUGGAGAACAAGGUCAUUGAGCUUACCCAGUCUGUUGGUAUGCUGAAGAAGGACAACAAGGCUCUCGUCGACAAGGUGGAGAGCUUCGACAACCAGGUCAAGAGCUGGAGAAUGAAGCACGCCAACUUGGAGAACCGCAACAAGGAGCUUCAACUCGAGGCAAACCAGGCUGGUAUCGCGGCCGCAAGGCUGGCGCAGAUGGACGACGAGAUGAAGGCGCUGCAGCAACAGUUCGAUGAGUCGACCGCGAAUAUGAAGCGGUUACAGGAGGAGGGCAAGUCGCUGCGGGAGUCUCUCACUCAGCGCACAUCCGAACUCGAUCAGUUCAAGAUCAGGGACAAGAUGCACGAGGAGGAGAAGCUGUCUCUGAGGCAGCAGAUCCAGGCUCUCGAGGACCAGCUACAGCACGCCGGCCCACCGGUGGAGGAGGCUGUUCCCGAGAAGUCCGGAGGAAUCACCACCGGUCUGCUCAACUUUGUCACCAGCAAGAAGCCUAAGCGGCAAAGCGCGGAGCUUCCCCGCAGACUGGAGCAGGAUGGAAUGUACCGGUCGUCGUACCAGACUAGACCGGUGUCCAUGAUGCCCACCAGUAUGCCCACGCGCGCCCGGGAAUUCGAGGCGUUCGUGCCGACGGCCGAGAAUAGCCAGGAGGAACUGCUCCGGAUCUUGGAAGACGAUGAGAACCUCAGCGAUGAGGUUGCCAUUGGGUUGAUCAAGAAUCUGAAGGUACCGGCGCUCAACUCGACGACUCCGAUUCAGUACAAGGAGGUGCUCUUCCCGGCAUUCCUCAUCAACGUCGUUACGUCGGAGAUGUGGAACAACGGUUUCAUCAAGGAAUCUGAGCGCUUCCUGGCGAACGUCAUGCAAAGCAUCCAGCACGAGGUGAUGAUCAACCACGACGAGGAUGCCAUCACGCACGGUGCCUUCUGGCUGUCGAAUGUGCACGAGAUGCUGUCGUUCGUAUUCCUCGCGGAGGACUGGUAUGAGAUCCAGAAGAAGGACGAUUUCGCCUAUGACCGAUUGCUAGAGGUUGUUAAGCACGAUCUGGAGUCUCUGGAGUUCAACAUCUACCACACGUGGAUGAAGGUGCUCAAGAAGAAGCUGCAGAAGAUGAUCAUCCCCGCCAUCAUCGAAUCGCAGUCUCUUCCCGGCUUCGUCACCAACGAUGGUAACCGAUUCCUUAACAAGCUGUUGCAAACGAACUCUCAGCCCCAGUUCAGCAUGGACGAUCUGUUGAGUCUGCUCAACAAGGUCUACAAGGCGAUGAGAACGUACUACGUGGAAGACAGCAUCGUUACGCAGGCUAUCACCGAGCUGCUUAAGUUGGUUGGUGUCACCGCGUUCAACGAUCUCUUGCUGCGGAGGAACUUCUUGUCUUGGAAGCGUGGUCUCCAGAUCAACUACAACAUCACCCGGAUCGAGGAGUGGUGCAAGAGUAACGAUAUGCCCGAGGGUAUCUUGCAACUCGAGCAUCUCAUGCAGGCGACGAAGCUUCUUCAGCUCAAGAAGGCAACUCUCAGCGAUAUCGAAAUUAUCCAGGAUAUCUGCUGGAUGCUGUCACCCAACCAAAUCCAGAAGCUGCUGAACCAAUAUCUCGUCGCCGACUAUGAGCAGCCUAUCAACGGCGAGAUCAUGAAGGCGGUAGCAUCGCGAGUUACCGAGAAGACCAACGACGUACUGUUGCUCCAAGCCAUCGACCUGGAGGACAGUGGUCCAUACGAGAUUCCCGAGCCUCGGCAUAUCGGUGCUCUCGAGACAUACUGCCCUUCAUACCUCCAGACACCAAAGCUGCGACGACUGGCAGACGUCGUGAGUGCGCAGGCAGCCGCACGAGCGGCGACAGCGGCGAUUGCUUCGAUGGAUGACGACGCCUCGAACGAGAGUCUUACGGAUAAUACCCUUGUCGAGGAGGAGGAGGCUUAACGAUUUUGUUUUGUUAUGAGUUCAUGAAUGCUGCAUCACAGCUGGGGCCGGUCGGACGGACGAGUAGAGAAAAAUAAAGGGUUUGAAACGAGUACAUUUUAUUAGUGCUAGGCUUUCGUUUUUCGUUUUCGUUUUAUUAGGUCGUUUUUUCUUUUCAUUUUCUUUCUGUGUUCAUUUUC
Messenger RNA from Tricharina praecox, 5214 nucleotides. RefSeq names its product P-loop containing nucleoside triphosphate hydrolase protein. The transcript is spliced from 8 exons. Gene Ontology annotation, biological process: actin filament organization; vesicle transport along actin filament. Gene Ontology annotation, molecular function: ATP binding; microfilament motor activity; actin filament binding. Lineage: Eukaryota; Fungi; Ascomycota; Pezizomycetes; Pezizales; Pyronemataceae. Gene Ontology annotation, cellular component: myosin complex; vesicle; actin cytoskeleton. Bases 257 to 5035 code for a protein of 1592 amino acids. The record is from RefSeq and is a predicted model, not a curated record.